Colletes gigas is the source of this 5691-nucleotide messenger RNA. It is a transcript of the gene Dscam2, whose product is annotated as Down syndrome cell adhesion molecule-like protein Dscam2. The transcript has 29 exons. The coding region runs from base 16 to 5676 and encodes 1886 amino acids. The record is from RefSeq and is a predicted model, not a curated record. NCBI's taxonomy places the organism in Eukaryota, Metazoa, Arthropoda, Insecta, Hymenoptera, Colletidae. Gene Ontology annotation, biological process: cell-cell adhesion; axon guidance. Gene Ontology annotation, cellular component: plasma membrane; axon. Gene Ontology annotation, molecular function: protein binding.
GGUCCGAGUUUCGUCAUGGAACCGCCGUCGAGGAUGGAAUUUUCAAAUUCGAGCGGCGCCUGGCUGGACUGCACCGCGACAGGAAGCCCGCCGCCCAACAUCGAUUGGUCGACCGCGGAUGGACAUCCGGUGAACGACGUACCGGGCGUGCGGAGGGUGCUCAGAAACGGCACGUUGGUCCUCUUGCCGUUUCCGGCGGCCGCGUUCCGGCAGGAUGUGCACAGCGCGGCCUACAGAUGCUUGGCGAGCAAUUCCGUGGGCAGGGUCCUCAGUCGCGACGUACAGGUCAGAGCAGUGGUGGCUCAGGCAUACAAAGUCGACGUGGAAGUGAUCGGGGGUGCAUCAAGAGGAUGCACGGCGGUGUUACGAUGCGUCGUUCCAAGCUUCGUGAAAGAUUUGGUACGCGUGGUCUCCUGGCUGCAGGAACCCUCGUUUUACAUCUACCCCUCUCUACAAGGAGAUGGGAAAUUUCAUCUGCUGCCUACCGGUGAACUCCUGGUCCACAGUCUGGAGUUCAGCGACCAGAUACACGGUUACAGGUGCCGAACGAUGCAUCGUCUCACCAGACAGGUCGUCGUAAGCUCCGUGGCGAACGUCAGGAUAGCGGAUCACAGAGGGGUAAUGCCACCGGUGAUUCUUGAAAAUUCUGGCGUGGUUCACGUCGCCCAAGACGAAUCAACGUCGUUGGUCUGCGUGGCGCAGGCCUGUCCCACUCCCGAAUAUCGAUGGUACGCACAAACUGGUUCCGAGCCAAUGCUGGUACUCUCCGGACCAAGAACCAGAUUGCUCGGUUCCGUCCUGGCCCUCGAAGCUGUGACGUUAGAAGAUAGUGGAAUUUAUCGUUGCUCCGCGGCUAAUCCCGGAGGCGAAGCCAGCGCCGAAAUUCGGCUCAUCGUUACUGCUCCGUUGCACGUGGAAGUGACCCCGCCGUUGCUCAGCGUCCAUUUGGGCGGUAAUGCCGAAUUUAGAUGCGAGGUCAGCACGCAUCCGCAAGCAGGACCUCACUUUGUUACUUGGUACAAGGACGGUCGGCAGCUGCCGGGAACUGGUAGACAAUCGGAAUUAUUGAGGCUCAACGGUAUUGGCAGAGAAGAUCGUGGAAUGUACCAGUGUAUAGUCAGACGGGCGGAAGGCGACACUGCACAAUCCGCCGCCGAACUUCAAUUGGGCGACGCACCACCCGUGCUGCUGUAUUCGUUCAUCGAGCAGACGCUGCAACCUGGACCCGCAGUAUCUUUGAAAUGUUCAGCCGCAGGGAACCCUACGCCUCAGGUUUCUUGGGCCCUGGACGGUUUUCCCCUGCCAACCAACGGAAGGUUCGUCAUAGGUCAAUACGUCACAGUCCACGGCGACGUUAUAUCGCACGUCAAUAUCAGCCACGUGAUGGUGGAGGAUGGAGGAGAAUACUCUUGCACGGCCGAAAAUCGAGCUGGAAAAGUCACCCACGCUGCACGCCUCAACGUUUACGGUCUUCCAUAUAUUCGACUGAUCCCGAAGGUGACAGCCGUCGCGGGUGAAACUCUGCGAUUGAAGUGUCCAGUGGCCGGGUACCCGAUCGAGGAAAUCAAAUGGGAACGAGCGAAUCGCGAGCUACCGGACGACCUUCGCCAGAAGGUGCUCACGGACGGCACGCUGGUAAUAUCGAGCGUACAGAAGAAGGGCGACGCGGGGGUGUACACGUGCUCGGCGAGGAACAAACAAGGACACAGCGCGAGAAGAUCCGGCGACGUGGCAGUGAUCGUUCCUCCCAAAAUUAGCCCAUUCACGGCAGAUCGUGAUCUACACCUCGGCGAACGAACCACGUUGACUUGCUCGGUGACAAGGGGCGAUCUGCCACUCUCGAUCUCCUGGCUCAAGGACGGACGAUCGAUGGGCCCCUCGGAGCGUGUCAGUGUCACCAAUAUGGACCAGUACAAUAGCAUACUGAUGAUUGAAAGUUUAUCUCCAGAUCACAAUGGGAACUACUCGUGCGUGGCCCGUAAUCUGGCCGCAGAGGUAUCGCACACGCAGCGGCUUGUGGUUCAUGUGCCGCCGCGAUGGAUCGUGGAACCAGCGGACGUGAGCGUGGAGAGAAACAAACACGUCGCCAUGCACUGUCAAGCGCAGGGCGUGCCGACUCCCACUAUCGUUUGGAAGAAAGCAACGGGAAGCAAAUCCGGUGAAUACGAGGAGUUGCGCGAAAGAGCGUACACGAAAAUUCUCGGUAACGGUACGCUGGUGUUGCAACACGUGAAAGAAGACAGAGAAGGAUUUUACCUUUGCCAAGCCAGCAACGGCAUUGGGAGCGGUAUCGGGAAAGUGGUGCAGCUGAAGGUGAAUUCAUCCCCAUAUUUUGCGGCUCCUUCGAGGCUCGUUACUGUGAAAAAGGGUGACACCGCGACGUUGCAUUGCGAGGUACACGGCGACACGCCUGUCACCGUCACUUGGCUGAAGGGCGGAAAAAUCGAGUUAAACCCCUCGACGAACUAUCGAGUUACAGUGAAACGGGAGGUCACGCCAGACGGUGUAAUAGCGCAGUUACAAAUUUCUUCCGCGGAGGCGUCCGACAGCGGAGCAUAUUUUUGCCAGGCGAGCAACCUUUACGGUCGCGACCAGCAGCUGGUGCAACUCCUCGUGCAAGAGCCGCCGCAGCCACCGAAUUCGUUAGAAACCGCGAUGGUUGCCAGCCGAAGUAUCAACGUGAAAUGGCAGCACAAAUCUCAAGACACCAGCGAAGUGACGAAAUACAUCCUGCAAUACAAAGAAGGCGACGGUGGAAUGUGGCAACAGCAAGAAUUCACCGGACCACCCCUCCCGUACGCUGCCCUUAUAGACGAAUUGAAACCAGCUACUAGAUACACGAUACGUGUAAUUGCCGAAGGGCCAGCUGGUAGAUCAGUACCGUCCGCGGAACUGGUUGUCAGAACCGAACCACAAAGACCGGCUGGACCUCCGAUUAAUCUUGCAGCCAGAGCUCUGUCCUCCUCUGAAGUCUUAAUCACUUGGUCGCCGCCGUUGCUUGAACUACGACACGGUGACAUUCAGGGAUUCAACGUUGGCUACAGAGAAACGAGCUCCACGAAUCCCUCGUACAACUUCAGUUCCGUAUCCAGCGACGGCGACGAGGGUGGCGCAGAACUUCGAUUGACAGGCCUACGACCCUACACAAAGUACACCCUGGUGGUUCAGGCGUACAAUCAAGUCGGUUCUGGACCUCUAUCCGAACCGUUGCUCACGCAGACGUUGGAAGACGUUCCCAGUGUGCCACCGGAAGACGUAAGAUGCGCCGCGCUAACUUCGCAGUCCCUUCAAGUAUCGUGGCAGCCACCCCCAAACACGCACAGUAACGGUAUCAUUCAAGGAUACAAAUUACAUUACGAACCGAUUUUGGCGGAUAUUUGGCGCAGCGUGGACGAAAUGGAAGUACGUAAGACCAGCGCUUUAACCACCGUGCUCACAGGGUUGAGAAAGUACACGAACUACACUAUUCAAGUGCUAGCAUUCACCAGAAUCGGGGACGGAGUACCCACUACAGUAACUUACUGCCAAACCGAAGAAGAUGUGCCGGGGAGUCCAGCGGACAUAAAAGUGGUGAUCAGUUCACCGCAGGCGCUCUUCAUCUCUUGGCUACCUCCCCUCGAACCGAACGGAGUCAUUACGAAAUAUAAUCUAUACACAAGAGUCGUGGACGGCAGGGAGGAACUGAAUCACGGUAAAAGAACACUGCCAGCAUCGAGCACAUACUUCGAGGCGACUGAUUUACAGCAACACGUAGAGUAUCAAUUUUGGGUGACCGGUAGCACCCGCGUAGGCGAAGGUCAAAGUUCCAGGGUAGCCGCGCAGAUACCCACGAAUCGCGUACCGGCGAGAAUCACGUCUUUCGGGGGCCACGUGGUGAGACCGUGGCGAGGAUCCGCCACCCUGGCUUGCAACGCGGUCGGCGAUCCGACCAGAGCCUGGUACAAAGGGUCCACCGAGCAAAUUCGUACAGACACCACCAGGAACGUGCAGAUCCUGCCGUCCGGAGAGCUCGUCCUCUCGAAUCUUCAGUCACAAGACGGCGGAAAUUACACAUGUCAAGUGGAGAACUCUCAGGGCAGCGACAAGUUGCAUUAUACGUUGACUGUACAGGUACCGCCCAGCGCGCCCGUUCUUUACGUAACAAGUUCCACGUCUAGCAGCAUAUUGUUACAUUGGAAACCCGGGCACAGCGGAGGCGCUCCACUCACAGGUUACACCUUACACUACCGAACGACCCACGGCAACCUGGACGAAUUGCAACUGUCUCGUCACGCCACGAGUCACGAACUCAAGGGUCUCCUGUGCGGAAAUACCUAUCAGCUGUACCUGACGUCUCACAACAAAAUCGGGAGCAGCCCGUCUUCGCCGGUACUUCCGGUCCGAACUCAAGGCCAGGCGCCAGGAUUACCACCCGCCGCAGCAUUCCUGAGCCCAAACUCGACGACGUUGGUUCUCCGGCUGCACGUGUGGCCCGACAACGGCUGCCCGAUCCUCUACUUCGUGAUCCAGUACAGGCCCAUCAACGAGUUCCACUGGACGCUGGUGUCCAACAGCGUGAAAAUGCAAAGACGGUUCGUCGUGACGAAUCUACAGCCUAGCUCUGUUUACCAGUUGAAGGUAGAGGCGCACAACGUGGCUGGGACCAACCAAGCGGAGUUCACGUUCGUCACGUUGACGAAGGAAGGCGAACUAUCGAAACGCGGAAUCGCGUCGGCCGUGCCGUUUUACGCGGACGUCAAGGUGAUGCUGCCUCUGAUCGUCGCCACCGUCGCGUUGAUCGUCGCCGUGGUGAUCGUAGCUUUUCGUUGGAGAAAUAGAUACCUCGGAGACAGGGUUCAACGGCCCAUGAAAGAGACCCAGGAGAACCAACAGAACGCAGAGACCCAAAGGGAGCGUUACUACGCCACCAUUCACAAGGUGGCCUUGCAACAGGCGGCAAAUACAGGCGGAGGGCCUGACAAGAUUCCAGAGACAGCGGAGGACAUCUCGCCGUACGCUACGUUCCAGCUUUCGGAGGGUGGCGGGGGAAGCCUGGCAGGGUUGGGAGGACUGGGAGGACUGGGAGGCGCGGCGGAAGCCUCAGCGGCCGGUCUCCACCCGAACAACACUCUUCUUCACAGCUUCAUGUAUCACGAGCACGCCAUGACCGAAGGGUGUGCGAGCCCUCCACCUGCCGCGGCGAGUAUGAAAAGCGUUUCGUCGAGGAGACGGCAACAGAGAAAGCAACAAACUCCGGGCGACGUCGAGAGCGACGAGAGCGAGUCUGACCCGGAUCAACUAACGAGCUCUCGCACGGAGUCUUCCAAUCAGCUGGAUCCAGGCAAACUCAAACACAUUCGGGCCGUUUCCGACUUCAUUUAUCACGGUACGUCGAGCACUUCAUCGGACAUCUCACCCAUGUCGGAACAGAAGUCGCUUCCUCGAAGAGGACGAUCUAGCAGAAGCUCGUUACGCACACUGUUACCGCCGAUAUCGGUUGCGGAGACCACGUUCAUCGGUGGGAAUCAGGGGAACGUCGUGGCGGGGAACGGCGAUCGCGCCGAUCGACCGGAGCUCAGCGAAGCCGAGUGCGACAUCGACUCCUUGAAGAAGCUGAAACUCGGCCUGAGGAGCUCCCUGUGGUCAAGGCCGAGCACCCAAAAUAAUCCUUCCUCCGACUACUCUAUCGCCGUUUAAUUCCACCUUUCACCA